AUGGAGUCACUUAAUUGGGUUUACCUAUUCACUGGCUUGUUCCUCGCCUGGUGCCUCAUAAUUGCAGCAUACAAUGUGUUCCUCCAUCCUCUGCGAAACUACCCCGGCCCCAAGCUAGACGCUGCCACUCGCCUUGUCUAUGUCUACCACAUGAUUCUAGGGGACAGUUGCAAGUAUCUCGCCAGCCUGCAUGAUAAAUAUGGAGAGGUCGUUCGAGUUGGUCCAAACGAGCUAUCUUACACAACAGUGUCGGCGAACAAAACAAUUUUUGGAACGAAAGCCACGGCGGACUCGUCGUUCGAGAAGAACCCGGCGGUAUACAUUCAAGGCUCCGGAAUGUCACAGAAUAUUCUUUUCGCUAGCACAAGUGAGCAUCCUCGAUACAGACGGCUCAUGGGACCAGCAUUUUCCGAACAAGCGAUCAGAGAGCAAGAACCGAUGAUUCAAGAAUUCACAAGUACCAUGAUUGAGACACUUCGACACAAUAGAUCGGGAAAGGCAUACUUUCCAUCCGAAGACAGCAUCGUCAAUAUCGGGGCCUGGUCCAUUUUCUUUACUUUCGAUGUCUUCAGUGCUCUUUCUUUCGGUGAACCGAUCGGCUGCAUUGCUACGGCGGAUUACCAUCCUUGGGCACAUGUUAUCUUUGGCGCCAUGAAGCAUGCCACUUUUCUCCAAUGCGCUUAUCGACUUAAACCUUAUCAUCGGAUCCUAGAGAAACUUAUUCCACGAGAGAUCAGUGCUCCUAUGGAAGAGCACAUGGAGUAUUCUCGCGCCUUCAUGGAAAGGACAGGGAAGGACGAGAAAUUCUCACGUGCGAGCUUUUCAUCGUUCAUUUUGAAAGGGAUGAACAAGGAUGAACUAUUUGACAAUAUUAACAUUCUUGCCACUGCUGGCAGCGAAACUACAGCCACGGCCAUUUCAUCUAUUUUUUACUACUUGACCCAUAACCCGGAUAGCUACCAGAGGCUUGUGGAUGAGGUUCGCUCUGCAUUUACAAGCGAGCACGGGAUUACUUUCAACUCUACAGCAAAGCUGAAGUACCUCAAUGCUGUUAUCAAAGAGACCCUGAGAAUCCACCCUUCUGUGCCAGUCGGUCUUCACCGAAUUACUCCCGAAGCAGGCAGCUACAUCGAUGGGCAAUGGGUUCCCGGCGGGACAUGGGUGUCUGUGGCACUUCUCGCCGCAUACAGAUCUCCAAGGUACUGGCACCGCCCCGAGGAAUUCAUCCCAGAGCGCUGGCUCGGCGACCCCGAGUUUGAGUCUGAUAAUCGCGCAAUCUGGGCACCCUGGUCGAUUGGACCGAGGAAGUGCAUUGGUAUCAACCUGGCGUACCUGAACAUGCGGUUGAUCACAGUUCGUUUGCUAUGGAACUUUGACUUCGAGGCGCAGCCCGAUAACUUGGACCCCCACGAGCUGCACGAGUUUGGGGUUUGGCAGGGUCAGGCUCCACUUAACCUGAAGAUGCGAGAUGCACGUACUUCUGCGGAGGUGUAG
Molecule: messenger RNA, 1494 nt
Organism: Penicillium atrosanguineum
Lineage: Eukaryota; Fungi; Ascomycota; Eurotiomycetes; Eurotiales; Aspergillaceae
Product: cytochrome P450
Exons: 4
Coding region: 1-1494 (497 amino acids)
Molecular function (GO): oxidoreductase activity, acting on paired donors, with incorporation or reduction of molecular oxygen; monooxygenase activity; iron ion binding
Source: RefSeq, a predicted model, not a curated record